AUGCAAUUCAAAUUAUUAGCUGCCAUCGCAGCCUUAACUGUCUCCGUCCAAGCCAUUGGUGAUCUUGCCUUCAAUUUAGGUGUUCAAGAUAACGCUGGUAACUGUAAAACUGGUACUGAAUAUGCCGCUGAUUUCGCUGAAAUGGCCAGUUACGCUAAAAUCGUUAAAACUUAUGCCGUUUCUGAUUGUAAUACUUUACAAAAUAUUGGUCCUGCCGCUGAAUCAGCUGGUUUCCAAUUAAUGUUAGGUAUUUGGCCAACUGAUGAUGCUCAUUUCCAAGCUGAACAACAAGCUUUACAACAAUAUUUACCAACUAUUAGUGUUGAUACUGUUUAUAACUUUAUGGUUGGUUCAGAAGCUUUAUAUAGAGGUGAUUUAACUGCUCAACAAUUAGCUGCUGAUAUUCAAACCAUUAAAACUUUAUUACAAGGUAUUAAUGAUAAAAAUGGUGUAUCUUAUGGUAGUGUUCCAGUUGGAACUGUUGAUUCUUGGAAUGUUUUAGUUGAUGCUUUUAAUGCUCCUGCUAUUGAAGCUGCUGAUUUUGUUUUUGCUAAUGCUUUUAGUUAUUGGCAAGGUCAAACUAAUCAAAAUGCUUCAUAUUCAUUCUUUGAUGAUAUUAUGCAAGCUUUACAAGUUAUUCAAACUACUAAAGGUUCAACUGAUAUUACCUUUUGGGUUGGUGAAACUGGUUGGCCAACUGAUGGAACUGCUUUUGAAAAUUCAGUUCCAAGUGUUGAAAAUGCUGCUAAUUAUUGGCAAAAUGCUAUUUGUGCUUUAAGAGGUUGGGGUGUUAAUGUCGCUGUUUUUGAAUAUAAUGAUGAAAUUUGGAAACCAAAUACUUCCGGUACUUCUGAUGUUGAACAACAUUGGGGUGUUUGGGAUUCAACUGGUACUUUGAAAUAUGAUUUAGGUUGUCAAUUUAGUUAA
Molecule: messenger RNA, 927 nt
Organism: Scheffersomyces coipomensis
Lineage: Eukaryota; Fungi; Ascomycota; Pichiomycetes; Serinales; Debaryomycetaceae
Gene: BGL2
Product: glucan 1,3-beta-glucosidase
Exons: 2
Coding region: 1-927 (308 amino acids)
Biological process (GO): cell wall organization; carbohydrate metabolic process
Cellular component (GO): extracellular region; cell surface; fungal-type cell wall
Molecular function (GO): glucan endo-1,3-beta-D-glucosidase activity
Source: RefSeq, a predicted model, not a curated record